GUUUUGCUCUACUUGUUCACUCUUAAGUAUCAAACCUCACUUGCAUUGCAUCUGUGUUUUUUCAGUCUUAUGAUUUACCAGACAGAAGAAUCCUUUGUCUGCAAUCUCCUAGUGUAGUUUUCUCGGGAGGUGAUCUUCUUACUGUAACCAAUGGAAACCCUAGAAGAACCAGAAGAAUCCACUCAAAAGGAAGAGGAAAACUUGGGAUGGAUGAAGCUUUUAUAGGAAGUAAUUUCCUCAUGUUUGAAGUUCACAGACUCCUAAGGAGCGCAAAAGGUUGAAAGAGUAGGUACAAUGAGCCAUGCAUUCCCCUUGUCUCCUAUUCAAUGUUCAAUAAGGCGGAGGCAGCCGCCUAGGCGGGGCCCAAACCCAAAACGCAGCUGCGGUCUUGAUAUGCGCGAGGCCUUGAAGCCUUGGAUUUGUCGGGCCAACUGGCUUGGCCAGGUUACUGAAAAGAAAACAGGAACAGUGAACUGGGGUACAGCAACAGUAGUUGGAGUGGUCGCAGGCUUGCUCUAUGGCGGUAGCAAGGAGGCUGUCGCAUCGGUGAGCAAAGAUGCAGAAGUGAUGCUGAAGCUUGGUAGCACCCCUGACAAGCGAGAACAGUACAGGCUGAUGAGGGAUGCAAUGGAGAAGAGGUUCAUCCGUGUCACACGAGGGUCCAUUGUGGGUGGCGUUCGCCUUGGAAUGUUCACGGCGACAUUUAUUGGGUUGCAAAACGUCAUAGCCGAGAGACGUGGGGUGCACGAUGUCUUGAAUGUUGCUGUAGCUGGCUCAGCGACUGCUGCAAGUUUUGGCCUCAUAUUGCCAGGAUCUCUAAUGUGGCGUGCUAGGAAUGCCUUGAUGGGUUCGUUUCUGGGGGCAGCCUUCUGUUUUCCUCUAGGUUGGGUUCAGCUGAAGCUCAUUGAGAAGGCAAAUGAAACCUCCGAGUUACAAGAAAGUGGUGAAUUGAGAGGCAGUGGUGGGGUUGGGGCUGCGAUUGAGAGACUCGAAAGCAAUCUAAAUAAACAGAAAAACAAAUAAGACUCUGUGGAAAUGGAAUAACAGAAGUGCCUAAGUGAAAUAUGCAAAGAGGCCCUACAGCAUGGAAACCCACCCAUCUCACCUCCAUGAGUGCAUAUGCAUUAAGCAUGUGGUUAUUAGCUCUCAUCUUGAAUGAACAGAGGGUGAGAUAGGUGAGUGGAUGAUUUUUCCGAGCCCUGUGAGACAUGUGAUAUAAUCUUGGCUUUUCACUCGUACAAAACUAUAUAUAGGGUUUUUUCGGAGCCCAACUGCUCAAGCAUUUCAUUUUGUUGCAGUUGAGUAUUGUGAACCCUUCUAUGCUUUCCUGAGGAACUGCUUUUUCCUUUCAAAUUUUAUGUUGGUAUGGGGCUUGGAUAAAAAUGUACUGUUUAGCCACAAUUUUGGAGCCUUGUACUCAAGUAAACCGACUAAGAAGCUCUUAUUUGAUGAGAGCAAACAUAGAAUUUCAUCAACCGCAGCUUGGUAAUAUAUUCUGGGAAAAUUGAGAAAAUGGUGGAGAAUUUCUGUA
Amborella trichopoda is the source of this 1531-nucleotide messenger RNA. Its product is annotated as Mitochondrial import inner membrane translocase subunit Tim17/Tim22/Tim23 family protein. The record is from RefSeq and is a predicted model, not a curated record. Lineage: Eukaryota; Viridiplantae; Streptophyta; Magnoliopsida; Amborellales; Amborellaceae. Gene Ontology annotation, cellular component: mitochondrion. Gene Ontology annotation, biological process: mitochondrial respiratory chain complex I assembly.